AUGGUUAAGUGGUUCUCGGCGGCAGAUGGAUUAGGGUUGCGGUUUCGGACCCCGUGGGCAGCCAGCCAGGGAAAGGGUUGUUGCGGUGGUGGUGUGGUGCGGCUAUCGAACGAGGCGGAAUACAACACGAUGCAACACGACACCACGAUCAAUGCGGAUAAGAAACUGGACCGAGAUGGGGAGAGUGGCGCGCGAGAACUGCGGCCGGCUGGCUGGGAAAGUCGUGCCGGGCACGACACCUACUUCGUAUUUUCGAUAUUAUUAUUAUUAUUAUUAUUAUUAUUAUUAUUAUUAUUAUUAUUAUUAUUAUUAUUAUUAUUAUUAUUAUUAUUAUUAUUAUUAUUAUUAUUAUUAUUAUUAUUAUUAUUAUUAUUAUUAUUAUUAUUAUUAUUAUUAUUAUUAUUAUUAUUAUUAUUAUUAUUAUUAUUAUUAUUAUUAUUAUUAUUAUUAUUAUUAUUAUUAUUAUUAUUAUUAUUAUUAUUAUUAUUAUUAUUAUUAUUAUUAUUAUUAUUAUUAUUAUUAUUAUUAUUAUUAUUAUUAUUAUUAUUAUUAUUAUUAUUAUUAUUAUUAUUAUUAUUAUUAUUAUUAUUAUUAUUAUUAUUAUUAUUAUUAUUAUUAUUAUUAUUAUUAUUAUUAUUAUUAUUAUUAUUAUUAUUAUUAUUAUUAUUAUUAUUAUUAUUAUUAUUAUUAUUAUUAUUAUUAUUAUUAUUAUUAUUAUUAUUAUUAUUAUUAUUAUUAUUAUUAUUAUUAUUAUUAUUAUUAUUAUUAUUAUUAUUAUUAUUAUUAUUAUUAUUAUUAUUAUUAUUAUUAUUAUUAUUAUUAUUAUUAUUAUUAUUAUUAUUAUUAUUAUUAUUAUUAUUAUUAUUAUUAUUAUUAUUAUUAUUAUUAUUAUUAUUAUUAUUAUUAUUAUUAUUAUUAUUAUUAUUAUUAUUAUUAUUAUUAUUAUUAUUAUUAUUAUUAUUAUUAUUAUUAUUAUUAUUAUUAUUAUUAUUAUUAUUAUUAUUAUUAUUAUUAUUAUUAUUAUUAUUAUUAUUAUUAUUAUUAUUAUUAUUAUUAUUAUUAUUAUUAUUAUUAUUAUUAUUAUUAUUAUUAUUAUUAUUAUUAUUAUUAUUAUUAUUAUUAUUAUUAUUAUUAUUAUUAUUAUUAUUAUUAUUAUUAUUAUUAUUAUUAUUAUUAUUAUUAUUAUUAUUAUUAUUAUUAUUAUUAUUAUUAUUAUUAUUAUUAUUAUUAUUAUUAUUAUUAUUAUUAUUAUUAUUAUUAUUAUUAUUAUUAUUAUUAUUAUUAUUAUUAUUAUUAUUAUUAUUAUUAUUAUUAUUAUUAUUAUUAUUAUUAUUAUUAUUAUUAUUAUUAUUAUUAUUAUUAUUAUUAUUAUUAUUAUUAUUAUUAUUAUUAUUAUUAUUAUUAUUAUUAUUAUUAUUAUUAUUAUUAUUAUUAUUAUUAUUAUUAUUAUUAUUAUUAUUACUGAGUUGA
Molecule: messenger RNA, 1470 nt
Organism: Necator americanus (New World hookworm)
Lineage: Eukaryota; Metazoa; Nematoda; Chromadorea; Rhabditida; Ancylostomatidae
Exons: 3
Coding region: 1-1470 (489 amino acids)
Source: RefSeq, a predicted model, not a curated record